This is a messenger RNA of Aspergillus calidoustus, 2166 nucleotides long. NCBI's taxonomy places the organism in Eukaryota, Fungi, Ascomycota, Eurotiomycetes, Eurotiales, Aspergillaceae. The record is from the annotation of a GenBank genome assembly.
AUGCUGCUCCAAGCAGCCCGAUCGCCUUGCUGGCGCAUCCCCGCGCGCUCGAUAACCCACCGUUCCGCGUUUCCGCGAUCAAGUCCUCUACCGGUUGCCCUCCGCGGAGCUCAGGUCAGAACAUCCUCAACGAAAAAACAGCCGGACGAGACCACUUCGACAGAUAGCAAAACGCCGGCAGCUGGACCAUUAUCAUCGUUAUCAUCGAAGCCAGGUUCCCCUGGCCCAAACAAGCCACGAAAUGCCGCAGCUCCGAAGAAGGACCUGCUCAGCGAGAGCACUAUUGCAAACAAGGAACAAAGAAAAGCAGAUUGGGCAAUAAUGCGGGAAAUGGCGAAAUACCUUUGGCCGAAGGGUGAUUGGGGAACUAAGCUUCGUGUAGGGACAGCUCUGUCCUUGCUAGUUGGAGCAAAGAUUCUGAAUGUUGAAGUUCCCUUCUACUUCAAGAGCAUCGUUGACUCGAUGAACGUCGAUUUCGCCUCCCUAGGUGGGACAGCGUACACAGUAGCCGGGUCAAUGAUCAUUGCCUACGGUGCAACUAGAAUCGGCGCCACGUUGUUUCAAGAGCUGCGGAAUGCUGUUUUCGCAAGUGUCGCUCAAAAGGCCAUCCGCAAGGUUGCUCGUAAUGUCUUCGAACACUUAUUACGGCUAGACCUCAACUUCCAUCUGUCAAGGCAGACCGGUGGACUUACGAGAGCAAUUGAUCGCGGAACUAAAGGUAUCAGCUUUCUGCUGACGUCAAUGGUGUUUCACGUCGUACCAACCGCGUUGGAGAUAUCUCUCGUAUGCGGUAUCUUAACGUAUCAGUAUGGUGCUCAAUUCGCCGCAAUAACCGCGGCCACUAUGGUGGCCUAUUCCGCUUUCACGAUCACAACGACGGCCUGGAGAACCAAGUUUCGGAGGCAGGCAAAUGCAGCCGACAACCGGGGAGCCACGGUUGCCGUAGACUCGUUGAUCAACUACGAGGCCGUGAAGUACUUUAAUAACGAAAAAUUCGAGGUUGCACGCUACGACAAGGCUCUCAAGGCUUACGAAGAUGCUUCAAUCAAAGUUACGACGUCCCUGGCCUUUCUGAAUUCCGGCCAGAACAUGAUUUUCUCGAGUGCGCUGGCCGCUAUGAUGUAUCUGGCUGCUGAUGGGGUCGCUACUGGCAGCUUGACUAUUGGCGACUUGGUGAUGGUGAACCAACUGGUCUUUCAGCUCUCUGUGCCAUUAAACUUCUUGGGCUCCGUCUACCGGGAGCUGCGUCAGUCGCUACUUGAUAUGGAAACGCUGUUCAACUUGCAGAAGGUGAAUGUGAGCAUCACUGAACGGCCGGAUGCCAAGCCACUGGAGCUUAAACAGGGAGGCGAGAUCCGGUUCGAGAAUGUUACCUUCGGGUAUCAUCCAGACCGCCCUAUCCUCAAGAACGCAACCUUUACAAUCCCUGCUGGUCAGAAGUUUGCUAUUGUCGGACCUAGUGGCUGUGGCAAGUCCACAAUUCUGAGGCUGUUGUUCCGAUACUAUGAUGUCCAGCAAGGCCGCAUUCUUGUUGACGGCCAAGACAUCCGAGACGUCACCCUGGACAGCUUGCGGAAAGCAAUUGGUGUUGUCCCUCAAGAUACACCAUUGUUCAACGACACAAUCGAGCACAAUAUUCGCUAUGGACGGAUUGAGGCGUCUGAUGAAGAGGUUCGCCGAGUCGCUCGGCGCGCACAUAUUCAUGAACUCAUUGAGAAACUUCCCGAGGGGUAUGGUACCAAAGUUGGCGAGCGUGGAAUGAUGAUAUCGGGCGGAGAAAAGCAGAGGUUGGCUAUUUCGCGGCUGCUGUUGAAAGAUCCUCAACUGCUCUUCUUCGACGAAGCGACGUCCGCCCUCGACACAUACACCGAACAAGCCCUGAUGCAGAAUAUCAACAGUAUUUUGAAAGAGAAGGGGCGGACAAGCGUGUUUGUUGCGCAUCGAUUACGGACAAUCAAUGACUGCGACCAGAUUCUCGUCCUAAAGGAGGGACACGUCGCGGAGCUAGGAUCGCACCGCGAGCUCCUUGAUCUGAAUGGAAUCUAUGCUGAAUUGUGGAACGCCCAAGAAACGUCCCUGGCGCAAGAUCCAGAGUACGAACGCAACGUGGAGCUCGAGGAUGAGACACUGACAGAGGCCAAGGACAUGGGUCCGAAUCGGAAGUAA